UAAUUAUACUUUUUGUUCUAGACUCUUGAGGCUGGUAAGCCUGUCGGUCGGGGUCCAAUGUGGGAUAUGACCCACAAAAGGGUAGAUGGGAAGUAUGUGAAUGAAGAAGCUCAGAAGAUAGGGGAGAAAAUUUGCAAUCAUAUAGCUGAAAACCCUGAUGCUUAUUCUGAAAUUUCUCCAAAUGAUAUUGUUGGCAAGAUAUUUGGAAAAGAGCAUUCUGGCCGUGUUCGAGGAAUGGGCAUGAGAGUGGUUCCUACUAUUGCUUUUAAGCAUACUACCACACAACUUAGCGGUAUGGAGUUUGGCUCUUUUCGUGGUAGUACUUCAAGCGGAAGUUCUGCAUUGGUGAACCAAAAACUUGCAACUAUGGAGGCUCAAAUGACAGCACUUGUUGGCUACAUUAAAGCAAAGGAAGGUGGUUCACUACCUCCAGAGUUAGCUGCUGCCUUAUUUCCCAAUGAUACACAACAGGUAUCAAACGUAGGAAGUGAAUCUCCAACAUCCAAUGACAUAACUAGAUCAUCAGAUGAAAGCAACGCACGUGGAGCAUGAGAGUCCUAAUUUUAUUGACAUCAGUUGUCUAGUCAUUUUUAUGUUUUGAAACUUGUUAUUUUGAGAAUAGCUAAAGAUGGUGGCAAUGGUUUGUGUAACUUUAUGUUUGGAGACUUGUUUAUAUUUGAGACUGGUUUUGGAUAUUUGUAUCAAACUUCACU
Messenger RNA from Medicago truncatula (barrel medic), 713 nucleotides. RefSeq lists its product as uncharacterized. The transcript has 3 exons. Bases 58 to 552 code for a protein of 164 amino acids. The record is from RefSeq and is a predicted model, not a curated record. Lineage: Eukaryota; Viridiplantae; Streptophyta; Magnoliopsida; Fabales; Fabaceae.